AUCUUGAGCAACUUGUACAAAACGUGUUAAUAUUCAGAAAUAUGCCAACCAAAAAGGACCCAAAUAAACCGAGAGGUCGAAUGACCGGGUAUGCGUACUUUGUGCAAACUUGCCGUGAAGAGCAUAAAAGAAAACAUCCAAAUGAACAAGUUGUGUUCGCCGAAUUUUCUCGAAAGUGCGCAAAACGAUGGAAGCCAAUGACAGACAAAGAAAAGAAAACUUUCACUGAUAUGGCAGAGAAAGAUCGGCAAAGAUACGAACGAGAAAUGAAAGAUUAUGUUCCUGCUGCAGGAGAAGCAAAGAAGAAGAAGAAAAAGAAGGAUCCAAAUGCUCCAAAACGUCCUCAAUCUGCCUUCUUCCUUUUCUGCGCUGACAGAAGAGCACCACUCAAAGCUGAAAACCCUGGUUGGACUGUAGGAGAAAUUGCAAAGGCAUUAGGAAAGAAGUGGGCUGCUGCUUCACCAGAUACAAAGAAGAAGUACGCAGAACAAGGGGAAGUUGAGAAAAGCAAGUACAACAAGGAAAUGGAAAAAUAUCGUUCCCAACAGGAGGCAUCAAACCACGGUGAUGCAAAGCGUCAAAAGAUGAGUGAGAAGGCAACAGCAUCCUCUUCCGCAAGCUCCAGUGAGAGUGAAAGUGACAUCGAGAGUGACUGAGAUCCCCAACCUACCGCUGGACCCGCCCCUCCCCUACAAAGCACAGUGGUGCAAAUACAUUUUACGAGUCAAUAGAAUUGCUGCGGCAAAUAAAAAACGUCGUUUUAUCAAAUGUUGCAACUGCAAAUUUUGAAUUAAAAAAAUAUUUUUUUUAUACCCCUGUUGCCAAAGUUUUAUUAACUCUUGUCAAUUUUAUCCUAAAACCAGCCCAGCAACUGCGACAUUUUUUUCUACUAUACUCUAAUUUUUGUCACCCUGGCUUUUGCUGUUGUUUUUUUUCUGUUCCUGUUCUAUUCCUGUUGUACAUAAAUAACGUUGUUGCACAACUGACGAUAAUUCCAGUUUUAUAAGAACCUCACUCCACAGGAUUCAGGUUCAUAAAACAAAGCAACAUAAUUACUUUAUGAGUUUUAUGACAUUAUAACACCAGUUAGUUUCCAGUACCAACCUUCGAUAUCUCGUUGAACAAUGUAUUAGUUGCCCUCUUUGUUAUUUUUCAGUUAUGUCUUUCACUGCCCGUGUCUCCAAUAGCACUGUCGCCCUGGCCAAUUGAAGCUACGUCUCCAGGGUUUGACAUUCAUGCUUUAAAGUGAUACUGAGCAACGUUUUGUUAAUAAAAUGUUUUGCCUCGCA
Ciona intestinalis (vase tunicate) is the source of this 1289-nucleotide messenger RNA. The record is from RefSeq. Lineage: Eukaryota; Metazoa; Chordata; Ascidiacea; Phlebobranchia; Cionidae.